UCCUCUUCAAACGUUUCCAUAAUGUCAACUCCUGAUUCCAGUUCCAGGAUAAGAUAUCAUAAGCGUACCCCUACCGGCCUAACGAAGAGUGAACAAGCAAGUUGGGAUCCAAAAAUUUUAUCUUUAUGGGAAAAGUGUGGUGUCGAUGAUAGCGGUGACAAAGAAAGCUUUCAAAAAACUUUCGUUCGUCACGUGACCACAACGCUCGCCAGAUCCGUCUAUAAUAUCGAUAAUUUUAGUGCAUAUCAAGCUACCGCUCACACUGUUCGUGAUCGAUUAAUUAAACGAUGGAAUGAUACCCAGCAGAAUCACACCGAAGCUGACCCAAAGCGCGUUUAUUAUCUGUCUUUGGAAUUCUUAUUGGGUAGAUCAUUGGAUAAUGCCCUUCUUAAUUUGGGGUUAAAGGAAAAUUUUGGGGAGGGUGUCAAGGAUUUGGGUUUCAGAAUGGAGGAUGUACUUGAUGAAGAAGUUGAUGCUGCUCUUGGUAACGGAGGUCUCGGUCGUCUUGCCGCUUGUUAUAUGGAUUCUUUAGCUACAUUAGAUUAUCCAGCUUGGGGAUACGGCCUUAGAUAUACUUAUGGUAUCUUUGAACAAAGAUUAAAGGAUGGUUAUCAAGUAGAACACCCUGAUUAUUGGCUAAAUUUCGAUAAUCCUUGGGAGCUACCACGCCUUGAUGUCGUUGUUGAUAUUCAAUUUGGUGGAUCAGUCAGUAAAUAUACUGAUAAAAAGGGUCGAAAACGAUAUCAUUGGGAAAGCAAUGACGUUGUAAAAGCUGUUGCUUAUGACGUUCCCAUUCCUGGUCAUAGUAAACCAAAACGUCGGUUUGAUCUUGGCCGAUUUAACGAAGGUCAAUAUGAACAGGCUGUUCAAGAGCAAAUGCAGGCAGAAAAUAUCACUGCUGUUUUAUACCCAAAUGACAAUCAUAUGGUCGGUAAAGAAUUGCGUCUCAGACAACAAUACUUUUGGGUCGCUGCUAAUACACAUCCAACUCUUGCUAUUGUCGAAUUACAAAGGAUUUUAGUUGAUCUCGAGGACGUUAGCUGGGAUGACGCUUGGGACAUCGUUACCCGUACGUUUGCGUUCACAAAUCACACUGUCCUUCCUGAAGCCAUGGAAAAGUGGCCUGUACCAAUGGUCUCUUAUUUAUUACCAAGACAUAUGCAAAUUAUUUUCGAUGUCAAUUUGUUCUUCUUGCAAAAGGUUGAAAAACUUUAUCCUGAUGAUAGGGAUCUUCUAGCCAAAUUAUCUAUAAUCGAAGAAGCGACGCCACAAUUCGUAAG
Dentiscutata heterogama is the source of this 1280-nucleotide messenger RNA. The record is from the annotation of a GenBank genome assembly. Lineage: Eukaryota; Fungi; Glomeromycota; Glomeromycetes; Diversisporales; Gigasporaceae.